AUGGAAGCUAUUCGCUUAGUCAUAACACUUGUAUCAUUAUCCUUUCUUCUUCAAACCUUUGUUAAUGGAUAUUCUUCAAAUGAUAUUAAACACUGGUGUAGCCAAACACCAAAUCCUCAACCAUGUGAGUAUUUCUUGAGCAAUAACCCUAAUCACCAAAACAAACCCAUCAACCAUAAAUCUGAUUUUCUCAAGCUUUCAUUGCAACUUGCCCAAGAAAGAGCACUCAUAGGCCAUGCAAACACUGUUUCACUUGGCACAAAGUGCCGUAACCAACUUGAAAGAGUUGCAUGGAAUGAUUGUGUUGACCUCUAUCAACAAACCAUUCAUAAACUCAACAAAACCCUAGACCCUAACACCAAAUGCUCCCAAGUUGAUGCUCAAACAUGGCUUAGCACUGCUCUCACAAACCUUGAGACAUGCAAAGCUGGCUUCUAUGAACUUGGUGUUCAAGACUAUGUCCUUCCUCUAAUGUCCAACAAUGUUACUCAGUUGCUAAGUAACACUUUGGCUCUUAACAACAAUGGUGAAUCUCAUCAAGAGCCAAGUUACAAAAAUGGAUUCCCAACAUGGGUCAAGCCAGGUGAUAGAAAGUUGUUGCAAGCAUCUUCUCCGGCAUCUCAAGCGAAUGUAGUGGUGGCCAAAGACGGAUCCGGAAAAUACACAACAGUUAUGGCAGCCAUAAACGGAGCACCAAAGAGUAACAGUGGAAGGUAUGUGAUAUAUGUGAAGGGUGGGAUAUACAACGAGCAAGUAGAGAUAAAGGCAAAUAACAUAAUGUUGGUGGGAGAUGGUAUUGGAAAAACCAUAAUCACCGGCACCCAAAGUGUUGGAGGAGGCACCACAACUUUCCGAUCCGCCACUGUUGCUGUUACUGGAGAUGGAUUUAUUGCUCAAGGAAUCACAUUUAGAAACACAGCAGGUGCAGGAAAUCAUCAAGCUGUUGCAUUGCGUUCUGGAUCUGACUUAUCAGUUUUCUAUCAAUGCAGUUUCGAAGGUUAUCAAGAUACAUUAUAUGCUUACUCUGACAGACAAUUCUACAGAGAAUGUGACAUUUAUGGCACUGUUGACUUUAUCUUUGGUAACGCUGCUGUUGUCUUCCAAAACUGUAACAUAUAUGCAAGAAACCCUCCAAACAAAAUCAACACCAUCACUGCAAAUGGCAGAACUGAUCCAAACCAAAACACUGGUAUUUCCAUUCUCAAUUGUGUGGUUACAGCUGCAUCAGAUUUGAAAGCAGUGCAAAGCUCAGUGAAGACAUAUCUUGGAAGGCCUUGGAAGGAAUACUCAAGAACUGUGUUCAUGAAGAGUUCUCUUGACAGCUUGAUUGAUCCAGCAGGUUGGUUGGAAUGGAAUGGUAACUUUGCAUUAAGCACGUUGUAUUAUGGAGAGUACAUGAACACUGGACUUGGAUCUUCAACUGCAAACAGAGUUAAAUGGGGAGGUUAUCAUGUUAUUACCAAUGCUGCUGAAGCUUCAAAAUUCAGUGUUGCAAAUUUCAUUGCUGGAAACUCAUGGCUACCUUCCACACGUGUGCCUUUUACAUCCAAUCUUUAA
Arachis duranensis is the source of this 1557-nucleotide messenger RNA. RefSeq names its product pectinesterase 2. Gene Ontology annotation, biological process: cell wall modification. NCBI's taxonomy places the organism in Eukaryota, Viridiplantae, Streptophyta, Magnoliopsida, Fabales, Fabaceae. The transcript has 2 exons. Gene Ontology annotation, molecular function: pectinesterase activity; pectinesterase inhibitor activity. The record is from RefSeq and is a predicted model, not a curated record. Bases 1 to 1557 code for a protein of 518 amino acids.